This is a messenger RNA of Lutra lutra (Eurasian river otter), 2353 nucleotides long. RefSeq names its product TATA-box binding protein associated factor 7 like (gene TAF7L). The transcript is spliced from 13 exons. The coding region runs from base 19 to 1542 and encodes 507 amino acids. Gene Ontology annotation, biological process: transcription initiation at RNA polymerase II promoter; RNA polymerase II preinitiation complex assembly. Lineage: Eukaryota; Metazoa; Chordata; Mammalia; Carnivora; Mustelidae. The record is from RefSeq and is a predicted model, not a curated record. Gene Ontology annotation, molecular function: RNA polymerase II general transcription initiation factor activity. Gene Ontology annotation, cellular component: transcription factor TFIID complex.
AACCUCAAGGAGUAGACCAUGGAGCACCCUGAGGGACAGCCUCCGGAUCUGUUAGAAAAUGGUUCAACACCAACAGUUACAACAUCGGAAGCAACCGGCUCCAAAGAUCCCAAAAUUUCUGUCGACAACGAGGGUGAAACUGUUGGCGACCCGGGCGCAGAAAAUGCCAGCUACCAAGUCACCCAAACUGCUGCCGACCACGUCACCAAAGCUGAUGCCGACAGCGGCACCCCAGCUGGCGCCACAGCUCCUCAGGAAAACUUACCAGAAGGGAAAGAGAUGAGUAAAAGCCAGGAUGAACCUCCUCACGAACUUGAGAACCAGUUUAUAUUGCGUCUGCCUCCGGAACAUGCAUCUGCUGUCAGGAAGAUACUACAUUCUAGAAGUGUUGCCAUGAAGAAUAAACUCAAAAUUGACUUAUCUUCUGAUGGACGUCAUGCAGUUGUUGAUGUAGAAGAUGUCUCACUAGCUGCAAAGGUGGUUGAUUUGCCAUGUGUUAUUGGAAGCCUGAAAACUCUUGAUAAAAAAACUUUUUAUAAAACAGCAGAUAUUUCUCAGAUGCUUGUGUGCACUGCUGAUGGUGAUCUCCACUCUUCUCCAGAAGAACCAGUUACCUCUACUGAUCUUAAAGUAAUCAGGAAAAAUGAAAAAGAGAGACAGAAAAAAUAUGUCUGGAAGCAUGGCAUUACUCCACCACUUAAGAAUGUCAGAAAGAAAAGGUUCCGCAAAACAACAAAAAAGCUCACCGAUUUCAAACAAAUUGAAGAAAUCGGCUUUCCUGAGGAAAAGAGCAUUCCUGCAAAGCACAGGGUGUUAAACGACCUUACUGGUAUCCCCCCUUCUCCCACUUUGGUUCAGUACAUUGAAUCUCCUGAUGUGGAAAAGGAAGUGAAAAGACUCUUGUGUUCAGAUGCUGAAGCUGUCAGUGCUCGAUGGGAAGUCAUUGCUGAAGAUGAAACCAAGGAAAUAGAGAGUCAGGGCUCUAUCCCAGGCUUUGCACUAUCCCCAGGAAUGAGUGACUAUAAGCAGGAUCAUAUCUCAUCAGGAUAUGGUAUGCUUCGGGAGGUGUUCAGUGAUUCUAGCAGUAACAGUGAUGAUGAUGAUGAUGAUGACGAUGAUGAUGAUGAUGACGAGGAGGAGGAUGACGACAAUAAGGAGGAUGAGGAGGAGGAUGAGGAGGAUGAGGAUGAAGAGGAUGACUGUGAUGAGGAGUACAAAAUUGAGGAAGAGGAUGAAGAUUAUUAUGAAGAGGAUCUGGAAAGGGAGCUACAGGCCAAGUUCUUUGCAUCUGGCCAGUAUGAGGCAAAGGAAGAAGCCAGUUCAAUAGUUAUGGAUAUUCAGAAGCAGAUUCAUUACAUGGAGAAAAAGCUCCAAGAGAUUCGAUGCAAAGCACAAAGACAGAGGAAUCUCAUAAUGAAAGUGGAAAACCUGGUGCUCAAGAAUCAUUUACAGUCUGUGCUGGAGCAGCUUAUAUUACAGGAAAUGCAAAGAAAAGAGCAGCUCAUUUCCCUAAAGGAACAACUGAAAUAUUUUUUGAAGUGAGAGAGCCUUCAGCCUGGCACAUGAACCUUGGAUUCACUCUCUAGACUGCUGAAGACUGGAUGAAUUGUAUGUGUUUCUGUCCCUUUCAUUGCCUUAUGUUGAGUCAUUUGUAUUUGUUUAUCUGAACCUUUGUCUGCUAGUCAAAUUUGAAGUUUAGGGUUGUGGAGAAAGGGACAGAAUAUAAAAAAGUAGUAGACCUAAAAACCCAACUCAAUAUGGAACUUGGCUUCUCUUUACCAAUUUGAGAAUUGCUUCUAUUGCUUCUGUUCUGUUGAUGCCAUCAAAUGAUUUAGCCAUGCUUGCCAAAGACAGAUAGUCUAGCCUGAAGGCCAUCCAGCUGGUUUGCAUAUAUUUCCAGUUCCCUUCCCCUGUUAAUUUUAAAUAUUUCCUAAAACAUAGAAUGAAUCAUUUCUACCAAAGGCUAGGACCUGCCACAGUGAAUUAAGUGUCUACCUCGCAGCAGUUAACGCUAGGUUGUAUCCUGUCUCUGUUAAGGUAAUAGGAGCUGCUUUCCUGCUCAGGGAUGAUUUCUUGCUGCUGCUAUCUUUGUUCUGUUGCAUUUUUAGAAUUGGAUCUGGUUAUUAUUUGCCAGCUGAGAGAAUAGUUAGAGCAGACAUGAAAUUCUGGGCUAUUCUUAUUCUGAGCCUCUUCAUCCUAACCCCUGCCAGAAGAGGUUAGGAAAACUCAGAUGCCUGUGAGGCCUCUGAAGAGUCCCUUAAAAACCCUGGGUGGGUUGUUUUUGGUUUUUUUGUCUGCUGUAUUGUUAAAGUUUUCUGGUCUGUGUUCUUUAAGUAAUAAAUGAAUUUCUCAU